AUGGAGGGAUUGGAGUAUCCUCAGAUUAUGAUAUCUUCCAUCAAAGAAUUGAAUGAGCCAGACUGGGAUGGUUUGAAACCUAAAUUGGAUUUAACUGGUCAAGAUGACAAAAUUGAGAAAGAGGCAAAGAAAGAAGAAUUGAAAACGGAGAGUGUUGAAUAUCAUCGACAAAAGCAAUACUGGAGCAAAGCAAAGUGGCAUGUUCAUUCGCUGAUUAUGGAGUCAUUUGUUACCAGUAAAAUGAAGGACAAGAUUUUACAGGAGGUGGAUUACAAUGAGAAAAUCGAGGGUGAUCCUAUUGAAUUAUUGAGACGCAUCAAUAAAUUCAUGACGACCAGUGAUGUGACAGACUGGGAACCCAUUACAUUGUGGGAAGCACUACAGAAGUGGGUUAAUUGUUGUCAGAAAGGAAAUGAAACGGUGAUUGAAUACCGUAUGCGAUUUGAAGAAUGCGCAACUACAGUAUUAUCUUUCAUGGGUGAUUUGUGGGUAGAUGUGUUUGCCUUGAAGACUACCGCAUAUCAUGAAAUUAACGGUCCGUCCGCCGCUCAAGAAGCCCAUUUCAUACUAUCUUGGCGGGAGACCCAUCUUCUAUAA
Messenger RNA from Cylindrotheca closterium, 597 nucleotides. NCBI's taxonomy places the organism in Eukaryota, Bacillariophyta, Bacillariophyceae, Bacillariales, Bacillariaceae. The record is from the annotation of a GenBank genome assembly.